Messenger RNA from Lathyrus sativus (Indian pea), 1332 nucleotides. The record is from the annotation of a GenBank genome assembly. Lineage: Eukaryota; Viridiplantae; Streptophyta; Magnoliopsida; Fabales; Fabaceae.
AUGGAAUUUGAAAUCUACAUGCGACAAAGUAACAAGAGAAAGAGAGUUUGUUAUAGUCCACUGACUCAAAAGAGUGAUGGAACCUUUCUUGAUCUAUUGGUUGAAAGAUGUGAAGAUGAACAAUUCAAUUCAUAUGCUUUGAAAUGGUAUAUGGAAAAAAUAGAGGAAGUUGUGAGGGAAAGAUUUCCUCAUCAUAAACCUAAGUUAAAAGCACACAUUGAAUUGGUAAAUGAGAGGUUAAGGACGAUCUAUGAAAUAGUUUAUGAUAUGCAAAACCAAAGCGGCUUCAGCUGGGAUGACAAGAACAAAAUGAUUAGGGUUGACAGUGAUGAAGUGUGGAAAGAGUAUGUAAAGAGAAAUCCACAUGCGAUGUUAUACAGGAAUACUCCAAUCCCACUUUUUGAUAAGCUUGCUCGUGUUUAUGGUAAAGAACCUGCUAACCCUAGUGCAAAUGUUGAGAUGAUAGAUAAAACAAAGGAGGAACAAAAUGAUCUGGCUUGUGGUAAAGAACCUACUAGUACUAAACUUGGUGCUAAUGUUGAGAUGAUAGAUGAACAAGAGGAGGAACAAAAUGAUUGUGCUUGUGGUAAAGACCCUGCUAACACUAGUGAUCAUGUUGAGAUGAUAGAUAAACCAGAGGAGGAACAAAAUGGCCCUGCUUGUGAUAAAGAACCUUCUAAUGCUAGUGCUAAUGUUGAGAUGAUAGAUAAACCAGAGGAGGAACAAAAUGGCCCUGCUUGUGAUAAAGAACCUUCUAAUGCUAGUGCUAAUGUUGAGAUGAUAGAUAAACCAGAGGAGGAACAAAAUGGCCCUGCUUGUGAUAAAGAACCUGCUAGCCCUAGUGCUAGUAUUGAGAUGAUAGAUGAACAGGAGGAACAAAACGACGCUGCUAGUGGUAAAGAACUUGCUAACCCUGGUGCUAAUGUUGAGAUGAUAGAAAAACAAGAGGAGGAACAGAAUGAAAAUGGAGAGAAUGAAAUAGAAACUACUCUACUAACACCUAGAAAACAUGGAUGUAUCGAGGAUCCAUCAAAGAAAAGAAAUGGAGGAGAAAAUGCAAUCACUAACAGUAUGUUCGAGUUUGAAAAGACUAUCAAGGGCUUGCUUGAAAAUCAUAUAGAACAAUUGCGUGCAGUUGUAAAUUGUCUAGGAGUUGAUAGAGAUAUAUAUGAGGAUUCCAGGAAAGUAAUGAAUGAGCUAACAAAAAUGGGGUUAACAGAACAACAGUAUUUUACUGCGGCUGAUAGAAUAUUUUCAGUGCCUCAUCGAUUGCACAUAUUUUGGAGUUGUAAUGAUGUUAACCGUCUUGCAUACGUUAAGUCGUUAAUCUAG